Messenger RNA from Cladophialophora immunda, 3077 nucleotides. RefSeq lists its product as hypothetical. Gene Ontology annotation, molecular function: protein binding. The transcript is spliced from 4 exons. NCBI's taxonomy places the organism in Eukaryota, Fungi, Ascomycota, Eurotiomycetes, Chaetothyriales, Herpotrichiellaceae. Gene Ontology annotation, biological process: proteasome-mediated ubiquitin-dependent protein catabolic process. Gene Ontology annotation, cellular component: nucleus; cytoplasm. The record is from RefSeq and is a predicted model, not a curated record. Bases 378 to 1154 code for a protein of 258 amino acids.
CCAUCACUUGUUUCUUUCUGGUCCUGAACGAUUAUGCUUUGAACACUGUGAAUGAGGACGGUCUGUCCUGUCGAUCAUCCACACCCACCUCCCGAGCUCUCUCAAGACUAGUCAACAUGGCUGCUGCUACAGCCCAUCCCUUCGAGCGACAGGCCGCCAAUAUCCAGAUAUCGAAAUCGUAUGUCCCCUCUAUCGAUCAUACCGUCGCUCCAUAGGAUGUAUUUUUGACAAAAUGGGAAUCUCUCUGAAACCACCUGAAGAGACUGCAAAUAUUUUGCUUUCUGAAAAAUUGCCGAGUUAUGAGAUAUUACACUCAUGUGCGCUGGAAUGAUAUCGGCUGACCAAAGUCUUUUUGCAGUGAUGUCAACAACUUAAUUAUGGACUACCUGAUCACUGAAGGCUACCCGUCAGCAGCGGAAAAGUUUGCAGCGGAAGCCAACAUCCAGCCCAAAACCGAUUUCAGUUGUAUUCAAGAGAGGGUUCAGAUUCGGGACUCGAUACACCGCGGAGAUCUGCAGGCAGCUAUCGAGCUCAUAAACGAGCUCAACCCAGAACUCUUGGAUAACGAUAAAAGGCUUCACUUUUCCCUUCUCCGACUUCAACUAGUCGAAUUAAUCCGUCAAAGUUUCACGUCCUCAGAUCCCAGCUUGGUGGGCAAAGCUAUAGAAUUUGCGCAAAACAACCUUGCACCCUACGCUCCCUUGGACGCACAAUUUAAAACGGACCUCGAAAGGGCUAUGGCCCUUCUGAUCGUUCCCAAGGAAUCAUGGACUCAGGCAGCUGCAUCGGGAUCCUCUGGCCCAGCGACUUCACAAAGUCAAAACGACUUCGGCGCCCUGGCAGAGCUGGUAGAUCCUUCAUUGAGACGGAAGGUAGCAAAGGACGUUAAUGAAGCAAUCCUGCAGUCGCAAGAUCAAAGAAGAGAAGCAAAUAUCAGAUAUCUCGUAAGAGCUCGCGCAUGGGCGGAACAGCUGGCCCGCGAGAAGAAAAUCAACCUGCCAGAAAACCUUACACUGGGUCUCGAUGAUGAAGGGCCUUCCGGCCGUAGCCAGAAUGGCCACAACGGGGACACUGAAAUGACAGAAAACGGAUCGGAAGACAACCCUGCAGGUGGCGAUGCUGAUCUGGCCCGAUACACGAACAUACCCUCUUGAACAUCACACCCGACAGUAUAGCGAGAUCUAUACAGAUGGCUCCAACCGUUUCAAGAAGAGAUCUGUCUCAGCUACACGGCAUGAGAAAUGAUGACAUCGAGAGCUUCGUUCAACGCAAACCAUGAAGGUCGUGCCCUCGAGCCAGGAAUCCAAAGCGCCGCCGGCUCAAUGACCGAUAUUGUCGGCUCCGCUACCAAUUCCAGGUCCGACUGCUAGCGGUAAAGACGGGCGGUUUCCAGUUGAGUCUGCUGGGAUCGAUCCUCCUGCUCCCUUUCACUUUCUCUUUCUCCCGCCGCUUUUCCUGCCACUCGAGCAGCUCAUCUCGCACAACAAUGAUCCACGCACCCUUGUGGUAUCGUAGUAGCUUCAGCACUUCGAGUUGCUCAUGGACGUCCUUCUCAGUCAUGGCUGUUUGACUCGCUAUCUCGGCAAUACUCGUGGAAUAUUGCGACGAGGGACCCGAGAAGCCUAGCGAUGAAUGUGGAUGCAGUUGUUCCGAGGUUGGCGUGUGGGAGGCUGACCCCGGAGGAGGCAGCCGCGCAGGAUCAGAAAGAAGCUCAAUCAGCACUUCUUUCCAAUACUGCCUGUAGCCCAGCAGCCCAAGAUCCGAAAGAGGCUUCUCAGGAGACCCCAGCUUUCCCUCGCGUUUGCUCAGCUCAUAUGAGAAAGCAAUAAGCAACCUCCCCAACCCUUGUCGCUGAUAUUGCGGCAAGGUGAGAAUGCAAGCGACGUUAUACCCUUCCGCCGACUCUUUUUCCUUGCUGAAAUAUCCGACAAGAUGACAUCCAUACUCGUCCCGAGUGACCAUGCAGUAAAACAAGAAGGGGUCGACAUCAUAGUACAAUGUCUUAUGAUCGAGGAAAAGUUUUGACAGAAGACAAAGAUUUCUGCACCACGUGCGCUGCCGCCGGCCAUCGACCUCGAAGAAACUCACAAAAUCGUCGCGGUAGAUCUCGUUUCCCGGCGGAUGGCGUAAUUCGCAUUUCGUGCGGUGUCUCUCGAAUGCCUUCUUGGAGGAAAAGUAGGACAGACAAAACUCAUCGAUAUAGACCAUGUCGACGUCGCCGAACUCCUGAGGAUAGGGAGAGAAGUACCACGGCUCGACGAUGUGUUUGCCCAUUUGAAUCUUGUUCAAGUUGCGCACGAGAUGCAAUUGCGCAUGAUUCUGGACCAUGGAGCCACCCGUGCGAAGCUUCUCGAUCUCCUCCUCUGGCUCCAUGAUGGGAGCAACCUUCUCCUCUGUCUUGGUCACGUCGGGCAUUUCCACAUCGACGCCGCCUGCUGUACUGUCUUCAUUCCCGAUCGUCGGUAAGGGCGUACCUUCCUUGGUGAUGACGAGGGAGGCGUCUCCGUCGGGCGCAAGUCCUUCAUCGCGGUUCUCCUUUCCACCUGCUUUGGAGGGCACGGGACGUUUUCGGUCAUUGCCUGCCUUGGAGCUGAGGAGGUCAGGUGUCGCAGAACUGGCGCGAGAAUCUGUCCUUUGGCGACCAGCUUUCGUGGUGAUGGAUUUGGAUAUGGCGGCUUUGGACGGUGGCCCUUUUGUGGUCACGGUGGUCUUCUUCUUUUCGGGCUUCUCAGGAACAGGCCACUCAACCUCCUGGGAGAGGUCGAUGCGCUCGGCCGUGACCCAUUCUGUGAUCUGUUAGAAGGUUUCUUUUGGGAAGUUGUGCCCUCGGCGAUGCCUACCAUCCAGACGCUUGUUGAACUCGACAUAGUGUACGCUGUCGUUAGGUUAGUAUUGGGCCCUAAUGUUUGUUUCAGACUCGGGUCAAACAUACUAGAAAGUCAGAGCACCAUUUCUCUGUUUGAUAGACAAGAUCUCUGCCUUUCUAGGUUCUCCAUUCUGCCCACAGUCAGUGACAUGUUCGGUCUCCCCAAGAUACCAAAGUCACGUGGACAUCCAGCGAAAGUCGACGAAAAAAC